Molecule: messenger RNA, 378 nt
Organism: Arabis nemorensis
Lineage: Eukaryota; Viridiplantae; Streptophyta; Magnoliopsida; Brassicales; Brassicaceae
Source: the annotation of a GenBank genome assembly
AUGUUUGAUACUGCGCCAAGGAACAACCUCCUAUUACUUGCGAAUAUGUUUUAUUCGUUCCCUGAUGCGUUUGAGAACAUUAGGUCAUUUGGUUUUGCCUCUCUUAGUGCUACUCUCUCACUUCUCCGUGGAGAACAUACUGGCCUUCAAACUGUCAGAGGAUAUUUCUUGCUUCACGGUUCAAUAGCUGUAAAAGCAUCCCCUGAAGUGUUUAGGCAGUUUCACAUCUUUGCUUCCUUUGGUAUCGUGCAAGCUGCUGGCUUCCCGACUCAUUGGGCCCGAAGGGUGAUUCGUUCUUAUCGUGUGGUCCAUUUCUCUCCGUUCCCAGGUGAUCGUGAAGCAUUUGACCUCUAUAUCAUUGAACAUCGCUACAUUUAA